This is a messenger RNA of Oncorhynchus masou masou (cherry salmon), 3353 nucleotides long. RefSeq names its product collectin-11-like. The record is from RefSeq and is a predicted model, not a curated record. Lineage: Eukaryota; Metazoa; Chordata; Actinopteri; Salmoniformes; Salmonidae. The coding region runs from base 157 to 990 and encodes 277 amino acids. The transcript has 7 exons.
UGAGGAGGAAAAAUGAAAUCCUUUGAAAAGACCACCAGUGUGCAAGCCUCUUAAAACUCACGAGGACAAUUUGGGAAAAUCUUCAAACUCAAGCUACUUGCUGCUUUGGAAUCUGGAAAACAACACAAAAGUCCAUCAACCCGUCCAUGUUGCAAGAUGAGAGCAGAGGAGCUGAUGCCUUGUGUUCUUAUCACUCUGCUGGGGCUGACCCUGAUGGAGUCAACUCAUGGACAGCACAUGUCAGACGAACCCUGCUCCGUCCAGAUCCUCGUCCCAGGACUCAAAGGAGAGCCAGGAGAAAAGGGAGAGAAAGGGGCACCUGGGAGACCAGGAAGAUUGGGUCCACUAGGGGAGAUGGGACAUACUGGAGUUAAAGGACAUAAGGGUAUUAUAGGACGUUAUGGGAAAAUGGGCCCCUGUGGAAUCAAAGGUUUAAAAGGAGAUAUGGGGGAUCCUGGGCCAAUGGGCCUGACUGGAGAUCCAGGUGUUCCAUGUGAAUGCACACCCCUGAGGAAGAUGAUUGGUGAGAUGGACAUCCUAGUGGCCCAGUUAUCCAAUGAGAUGAAGUUCAUCAAAACUGCACUGCCCUCCCCUGCAGCUGUCGCCGGCAUCAAAGAGACCGACAGUAAGGUCUAUCUACUGGUCAAGGAGGAGAAACGCUACACCGAUGCAGAGGUCUAUUGUCAGGGAAGGGGUGGACACUUGGCCAUGCCCAAGGACGAGGGGGCCAACACAGCCAUUGCUGGGUACAUCACUGAGGCGGGCCUGAGCCGGGUGUACAUUGGCAUCAACGACAUAGACCGUGAGGGCCAUUUCACCUACGUGGAUCGCUCCCCCAUGAGCACCUUCAGCAAGUGGAGGGAAGGAGAACCCAACAAUGCCUACAAGGACGAGGACUGUGCUGAGAUGAUGGCGGCGGGGGACUGGACAGAUGUGGCCUGCCAUCCCACCAUGUACUUUGUGUGUGAGUUUGACAAGGACAUUAUCUGAGGGGAAUUUUGAGAAUGGUAGUGAGUUGGAAGGGCAAAGGCCUCAUUGGAGCUGCAUGACAGAGAGGCUAUAAUUAUAGAGAAGCCUUUUAUAGUUAUACAGAUGUUCAGUAUGAAACAUUAUUUUGACACAGCUGCAUUUGUUUAAUCACCCACCAGUGCUAAAUAUCAUUUUUGAGUUUAGAAUAUUGUGUAUGGAAUACUGUGUAUAUAGUUGUGUAAAAACAAGGUUUCUUCUCAGUUUUUCCAGAAUUCUGCUUUUUUGACUUGAAAGUUUGAAUUGAAUGGAUGCUGUUUUUAUAAACCUUUGCAUUGAAUGGCUACAGCAACGUUUAAUAUGGACCAUGCAAACUCAACAAAGUAGUGAGUAACUGUAGAUGCAAAAUGUAUUUACUAUUACCCAACACAUGUUGGAAAAUACACAAACAUGUCUUGUAGUAUGUUCAUAUUGUUGGUCUGUUAUCUUUUUAUAAAAGCAAUUUCUUGGAAAGUGCACUUACAGGAACAAUAGACAAGCUAGCUAUGUAGGUUGACAGAGUAGUUGGGGAUGGGCUUGAAAGUGUUUGUGAGGUCUGUCAGAUGUCUUGCCGUGUGCCUUGACUUCAAUGAUGGUGCAGAGUUCAUGUAGCUGACAUUAUCCAGAUAAUUAAUGGUUUCUGGUAUGUUAUGGGAUAUUCAUCAGCAAAAAACAGAAAGAAAUAAUGUCUGUUUCACCAAUAGGCUUUCAACGACUGAAUGCAGUAUCUAUUCUAAAAUAUGGAAAUGUAUGUCCUUUUAACAGAACAGUGUCCUCAGGGAUGCAGAUGGUGAAAUAUGUGAUUUGUUAUUGCUCAUUUGCCUGUAAUGUACAACAAACACUGAUACUAAUAGUAGUUCAUUUAUUUUUCUAUUUACAAGUAAACGUUAUGUAACUGUCCUACUGGUGUAUUUUGUAGGUUACCUCCACCUAGUGGCUAUUAGUGAAACACUCCUACCACUGUUCACUGUUGAUCUCCUCACAUAGAGCCAUCGGGAAUGUUACCAAAUUAAAAUGGAAAGAUAGACACAAACCAGAUGUGGCUAUUUCUAGGAAAACAAAAUAUACUGACACCACAUUCAAUUUCAACCGGCAUACCUUGUAUGUGAACCUAUUAACUUAUAUAGACUAACAGGUUUAUGAUGCUUGCAGAUCUACAAUUUAAUUUUAAAAAUCCAGUCCUUAUAAUUACCUUUUCCUCUCAUACCAAUGUUUAUAAAAUAUGUAACAUGUUACUCUAUAGGCAUACCUCUUAUUUUAUUUAACUAGGCAGGUCAGUUAAGAACAAAUUCGUAUUUACAAUUACGGCCAAACCCUAACCCAGAUGACGCUCGGUCAAUUGUGCGCUGCCCUAUGGGUCUCCCAAUCAUGGCUGGCUGUGAUACAGCCUAGAAUUAAACCAGGGUCUGUAGUGAAGCCUCUAGCACAGUGCCUUGGACCGCUGCGGCACUCGUGAGCCCCAAGUUCGACCAGAUACAGAAGCAAAAGGUCUGUCUGCACAUGAUGUAAUCUGGUGAAAACAUUUGAAAAGAUGUCAUGACCUAAAGGAGCAAUUCAAAGACAGGUAAGAAACAAAAAUGACAUGUGAUCAGAAAAUUGUAGCAGUAAUCGUUUGCAAUGAGGACCAGAUUCAAAUUCUAUUAUACUGUAGUUCCAUCUAACAACAGAUCACCUUAAUGUGAUUAUGCGUGAGCAGCAUUGGUAAUCUCCUUCUGUCAGGAGCUGACAGUCUUAAUAGGGGAAUAUUCAUGUUGGAAUGGUGCCCCUGACUGGAACUCCAAAUAUGGGCAUAGCUGUCUCAUCUAAAAUUGUAUGUUGGAAUGGUGUCUUCGCAAGAACUCCAUGUAUGGGCCUAACAGGAACUCAUUUUGUGGGCGUAGUAAAUUGUUUGCUAAAUGAUUACACCUGAGCUCUAUCUGAAUCGAGAGUUUUUAGGCUAGCACAGUUUGGUUUUCAUCAGGUCGUCAAUUGAUUAUGGAUGCUUUGAUUGCUGGUUGCUUUUAAGACUGUGCCUGUUGAUACUUUACAAGUGUAACUCUCUCAGAGGGCUUUUGGCUGAGGAAUUGGAAACAAGGUAGCAGAGUAGGAUCUCGGAUCUAAUAACCAAGCCAUCUGUGGCAUUGGGGAAUGUUUCUCCAUGGUUCUUUCCAAGGUCUUAUGAGAAUUUGAAUUUGAUUGUGGAAUAGGAGUGGUGUGAUGUUGGUAAUGUAAGUACACAAGUAGAUCAGUUUGUUGGUAAUAAUUUGUAUUCCUUUUUGACAGUAACAGGUUUAGGAGUUCUGCCAAUCCAGCACCUGUUAAUUGUUGAGUUCUAGCCUGAUAAAAAUAAAGGUGUGGUCAUACCUGUG